UUGGUUUUGAAAAGAAAGGAUGAGGGAGAAUUAGAAAUUGAAUUAAAAAAAAUAAAAAUAAAAAGAAUAGCAUAAAAAGGGAGAAAUGAAAUGAGUAAGAGGAGAUGGGAUUUAAAAGGGAUACAAAAUUAGGAGGAGGCAGGAGGGGUAAGUGGUAAACGUAAUAAUGGAAAUGCAUGGAGGAGAUGAGGUAGCAAUAGCUUUAAGAUUGCAGGUCGUCUCCACCCACAAAAAAGCCCACACCGCAUACGAGAAUGCUGACCCAAUCACCACCGUCCAAGUGAGGAGGGGGCCAAUUGCCAACCACCCCCACCCUGUUAAUGAUAAUGAUAAUGUUAAUGGGCAAUUAUGCCCCCACCGCAUCCAUCUAUCUACCAGGCUGUUAGUUAGGAAAAAAAGGGGUGGGUGGGGGUGGGUAUGGUAUGGGUAGUGGUGAGGGUGGCGUGUUGUGACCGCGGCGCACGUUAGCCCUUUUCCCACAUCCCUCCCCAACUCGGUGGUGCCCUCCUGGUCCUAUCCACAUCUCAAAAUCAGCCGCAUACACGCACGCUCACCCACACGCACCACCACCACCCUUUAACACCACAAUUAUGUCACCAAACGCCACUUUCUCUUCCACCACCACCAAACCCUUUUUCCACCCACCCACCCCCACUACUAUUCCUUCCCUCUCUCUUACGCCGCCUCUCUCUCCUUCCUACCCCUAACCAUACACUCUCCAUUCGCUUUCUCUCUUCCUCUUCUUCCUCCUCCUCCUCUUUCUUCUUCUCUUUUUCUCUCUCUCCUCCAUGGCCUCCCCUUCUUCUCCUCCCCAAUCCACCCCUCCUCCAGAUCCACCAUCUGCGCUUCCCCUUGCUCUUCCCGUUCCUCCCCCCACCGCCUCCUCCUCUCGCCGCCUUCCUCCUCCCUGCUGGUCCCCCGACGAGACCCUUGCCCUAAUUGAUGCCUACCGUGACAAGUGGUACUCCCUCGGCCGCGGCAACCUCAAGGCCACACACUGGCAGGAGGUUGCCGACGCCGUCGCACAGAGAUGUCCCAACGCCUCUCCGGCCAAGACCCCCGUCCAGUGCCGCCACAAGAUGGAGAAGCUCCGGAAGCGAUACCGAACCGAGAUCCAGCGCGCAAGGUCCCUUCCUGUGGCGCGAUUCAACUCUUCCUGGGUCCACUUCAAGCUCAUGGACUCCAUGGAGAAAGGUCCCUCACCUGUCAAACCAGAGAACGACUCCGACAGCCACGACGGCGAUGGAGUUGGCGUUGACCGUGACGAAGACGACGACGAUCAGGAUCUAUACGAGGAGAUCAAGAACGGAGGACACGGAUCUAACACACGGAGCCUUAACAAGUUGUAUCGCAACGGUUUUGGCGGUCCUCCCGGCGGUGGAAACGGCAGCGGCGGGUUUAGGAUUAGGAUCCCUACCGGAUUAAGCGUGGCGCAACCUGGAUCGAAGUUUUACGGGAAAUCUGGUGGAAAUCAGAAAUUCAAUAACCCUAAUUUGAAUCAGAACGCCGGAUCUAACUUCGGGAAGGGUUUUGGGGAAGAGGAGAGAGAGAGGGAGAGGGAUCCGGUUGGAGAGGUUGUGUCGGCGAUCAAGCUGCUUGGAGAUGGGUUCGUGAGGAUGGAGCAGAUGAAGAUGGAGAUGGCUAGGGAGAUCGAAGCCAUGCGUAUGGAAAUGGAGAUGAAGCGCACUGAGAUGAUUCUGGAAUCUCAACAGAGGAUCGUGGAGGCUUUCGCCAAAGCAGUUUCUGACAAGAAGAAGAAGCCAAAGAAGACUCCAUCCCCACAACAAUCUUAGUUUCGGGUUUCUGAGUUUGAUCUCUCUCUCUCUCUCUUAAGUAACACAAAUGUCAGUUCAGUUCUGCCUUUUUCUGGUUUAGAUUUUUUUUCCUUUUUUAUUUUGGGGUUACUUUUCUUCUCUUUUGUUCUGCCUCUUUUUGUAAUUUAAGAUGAGACACCCGCCAUGUGGAACUUGAUCAGUUUUAGGUUGUUUAUUAUGGAGUGUAUUGAUGGAUGAAUUAUGAAUGUAGCUUUAGAUAUUCAUUCGUUUUCCACUCUUGAA
Molecule: messenger RNA, 2057 nt
Organism: Arachis stenosperma
Lineage: Eukaryota; Viridiplantae; Streptophyta; Magnoliopsida; Fabales; Fabaceae
Product: protein FIP2-like
Cellular component (GO): nucleus
Molecular function (GO): transcription cis-regulatory region binding
Source: RefSeq, a predicted model, not a curated record